Clonostachys solani is the source of this 699-nucleotide messenger RNA. Lineage: Eukaryota; Fungi; Ascomycota; Sordariomycetes; Hypocreales; Bionectriaceae. The record is from the annotation of a GenBank genome assembly.
AUGGUCGGCAUAAAGAAACUUGGUAUCAUUGCUGCCUUUUUGGCCAGCAGCCAAGUUCUAGCCAACCCCGCUGAAUCUUCCGAGGACCUUGACACCAGGGACUUCAACGAUGAAGCUCUGUUAGGAGAUAUGAUCCAUCAAACCCGGGCCCUGUGCCUCCAAGACCUGGACCUCCUCGUCCUCCCCGCCCUGAUGAGAGAAGGGGAAGAGGCAGAAGAGAUCUAUCUGAACGCCGAUACGACCCAUCAAACCCAGGCCCUGUGCCCCCAAGGCCCGGUCCCCCUCGCCCUCCCCGCCCUGAUGAGAGGAGAGGCAGAGGUAGAAGGGAUCUAUCUGCGCGCAGAUAUGAUCCAUCAAACCCGGGCCCUGUGCCUCCAAGACCUGGACCUCCUCGUCCUCCCCGCCCUGAUGAGAGGAGAGGCAGAGGGAGACGAGAUCUAUCUGCGCGCAGAUAUGAUCCAUCGAACCCGGGCCCUGUUCCACCAAAACCUGGACCUCCUCGACCUCCCCGCCCUGAUGAGAGGAGAGGCAGAGGGAGACGGGAUCUGUCUGAACGCCGAUACGAUCCAUCGAACCCAGGCCCCGUGCCCCCAAGGCCUGGUCCCCCUCGCCCCCCUCGUCCUGACGAGAGAAGGGGACGAGGUAGAAGAAGCGUUUAAAAGCUGGACGAACGCAGACCCUUUCAUGCUUCUUGUGUGA